AUGCAGUGCCGACCAUCACUUGCGAUCGAGCGACGUUGUUCCGCAAGCUCGGCAGGAACUACAGUACGUUACCUGCCAUCUCCGACCGCGGCUCACGACUCGGCUCGCUGGCUGGAUCUACCUGCUCGCCGAAUUGACCCUCUUGACUCGUUUCGCCCUGCUGCCCAGCCUACCACGAGUUUGACGAACUCCUCUUCGAAUACGGACUCGAACUGGAUGAAGAUGUAGGUCUCUGAAACCGUUGCCGGACAGGCGCUCCUCUGAUGUAGCUAUACCGACUGAUUCCUCCUGCGCGACAUUCAUUCCCUUCGCAUUCUCUCCCAUUUGUCUCACCGACCGCGCGGCUCCCAUUCGAUAAUCUGGGUUCUCGCAACAUCACCAGACGACGAACGAUCCAAAUCACCCCGCAAACGAGCCCCACCAGCUCAAGAUCGAGGUCCCGGCGAAUCGGUACGAUCUCUUGUGCGCAGAAGGGAUCGCCCGGGCGUUGGCCCUCUACCUGGAUCCGACCCGUGGCGCACCCCACUUUGUGCUCAAGCCGGCGAAGGAGGUUCGUACAUGACUGUUGGCAGGGGGUCAAGUCAAGGGACUAAACGGACUGCGGCCGAUAUUCGAUUGGUACACAGGGCGAGGAGAGGACAGUGCACGUCAAACCUGAGGUCCGUCUCCUCUCCAAUGCGGCCAUGCCCGGUCCUCCCACUAGGCAAAGCCCGAGUCGCUGACGUGACCUGCCUUCAUCGUGCUCAGACCGCUCAAAUUCGACCCUACUUUGCUUCGGCUAUCCUGAGGAAUGUAUCGUUCGAUGCGGUCUCGUACGCGUCCUUCAUCGAUCUACAGGACAAGCUCCACCAAAACUUGGCGAGGAAGAGGACCCUCGUCGCUGUCGGAACGCAUGAUCUGGACAAGAUCGAUGCCGGAGAUAUCACUUACGAGGUAGGAUCGCUGAGGGUGUGAAAACACUAAGCGGAGGGAGGGGACUGAUGAGAUGCCACUUUCAUACCAGGCCCUGCCACCAACCGAGAUCAAGUUUGCGCCCUUGAACAAGGAGACCGAGUACACCGCUGUCGAGCUGAUGCAACUGUACAAGGUUGGUCCUGUGCAGUCACAGGUUCCUCUCUUUCUCAGCCUAUACUGACCAUUCUAUGGUCACAAUCAGGACGACAAACACCUCUCUCGCUACCUGCACAUCAUCGAGGACUCGCCCGUCUACCCGAUCAUCUACUCGAGCACGCGUCAGGUCCUCUCCAUGCCGCCGAUCAUCAACUCGAACGGCACCAAAAUCUCCGUCGACACCAAAAACAUCUUCAUCGAUGUCACCGCGACGGACGAGACAAAGUUGCAGGUCGUUAUCGACAUCCUUGUGACCAUGUUCUCCGAAUACUGCUCGACCCCUUUCGAGAUCGAACCCGUCAAGAUCGUCUACUCCUCAGCCGCACCGGGUGGUGCUCGAACGGUCAUGUCCCCCGUCGUUGCGCCUCGUCCUUUCGUCGCUCGCACGAGCUACGUCAACUCGUGUACGGGUCUCAAGCUCAAGCGACCUGAAGUCGUCACCUUGUUGCGCAAGAUGGGCCACGAGGCCUACGAGCCUACGCCGGAACAGAUCGCCUCGUACAAACCCGUCAACGCUCGCGAAGGUCUGAAAAUGGAUCCAAACGACGUCGUUCACCUCCUCGUUCCUUCGACUCGCCCCGACAUCCUGCACGAGUGCGACGUCAUGGAGGAGGCUGCGGUCGCGUACGGUUUCAACAAUUUGAAAAAGACGUUCCCCGUCACCAACACCGUCGCCGUUCCUUUCCCGAUCAAUAAGCUCGCCGAUUCAUUGCGACGACUCUGCGCCGAAGCGGGAUGGACGGAGGUUUUGCCAUUGAUCUUGUGCUCGCACGAUGAGAACUACAAGUUCUUGAACCGCGUCGACAACGGUGACAAAGCGGUCGUCUUGGCCAACCCGAAAACGAUCGAAUACCAAAUCGUUCGAACGUCCUUGUUGCCCGGGAUCCUCAAGACGAUUCGAGAGAACAGGAAACAUCCCAUACCUUUGAGGGUCUUUGAAGUGUCGGACAUCGUCGUCAAGGAUUCCAAGGAGGAACGACAGGCGAAGAAUGUGCGACGACUGGCGGCGGUGUUUUGUGGACGACGAGCGGGAUUCGAGGUCGUGCAUGGUUUGUUGGAUCGAUUGAUGUUGGGCCUCGGGAUCAAGAAUCUCGGGAGUGAAAGCUCGACCGGUGAUGAGGGUUACUACAUCAAGUCCUUCAAUGGUGAGGGAACUCCAUAAUCGUGCGGGCCUUGGUCUCGCGACUGACAUUCCCGCGUCCUUGGCUUCGAUUCACACAGACGCGACUUACUUCCCCGAUCGAUCGGCCAAGAUCUAUUACCGACCCUCGGCCACGGGAGCCAAGAACCUCUCCUUUGCCCCGGUUGCAUCAGCCGACGUUGCGAACGCUUCGGGAUCCCUUCGAGGACCGAAAGAAGACGUCGCCACGCCGGCCGAUUCCAGCAGUGGUCCGUUGGACAAGAUCAAGGACGCCCUUUCCUCGGCUUUGCCCCAUAUCGGCGGAACAAAGCAUGAUGGUGAAUCGAGCUCGACUUUGAGGGAUGUCGAGAUUGGUGAGAUUGGUAUCCUGCAUCCUAGUGUGCUCAAGGCGUACGAUUUGGACUACCCUUGCUCGGCGCUCGAAUUCAGUGUGGAGGAUUUCCUUUAG
Molecule: messenger RNA, 2699 nt
Organism: Microbotryum saponariae
Lineage: Eukaryota; Fungi; Basidiomycota; Microbotryomycetes; Microbotryales; Microbotryaceae
Source: the annotation of a GenBank genome assembly